AUAUGAUAAAAGGGUUCGUCCUAAUUAUGCAGGUCCACCCGUGGAAGUUGGGGUUACUAUGCAUAUAAUAAGUAUUAGUUCAAUAUCUGAAGUCCAAAUGGACUUCACGUGUGACUUCUACUUCCGUCAGGGCUGGAGAGACACGAGACUAUCAUUUGAGAAGAGUCCCGGAAUCGAUGCCCUGUAUGUCGGGGCUGAAGUGUCUGACCGGAUAUGGGUUCCCGACACCUUCUUUGCUAAUGAGAAAUCCGCUCAAUUUCAUUCAGCUACCACUCCCAACACCUUCAUUAGGAUCACAUCCAAGGGUGAAAUACUACGCUCAAUCAGACUUACAGUCACAACAAGUUGUCCAAUGAAUUUGCAAUACUUUCCGAUGGAUAGACAGCUCUGUACUAUAGAAAUUGAAAGCUAUGGAUAUUCAAUGGCAGAUAUUAUGUACAAAUGGGGUAUCGAUGGAAAAGGUUCUGUGGGAAUGUCAGACCAGGUUGAGUUACCACAGUUUAAAGUCAAAGGACUUAAGCAAUUACAGAAAAUUGAAUAUUUAAGCACA
Molecule: messenger RNA, 550 nt
Organism: Oppiella nova
Lineage: Eukaryota; Metazoa; Arthropoda; Arachnida; Sarcoptiformes; Oppiidae
Source: the annotation of a GenBank genome assembly